Penicillium samsonianum is the source of this 2772-nucleotide messenger RNA. Its product is annotated as mitochondrial elongation factor MEF2. Gene Ontology annotation, molecular function: GTP binding; GTPase activity. The record is from RefSeq and is a predicted model, not a curated record. Bases 1 to 2772 code for a protein of 923 amino acids. Lineage: Eukaryota; Fungi; Ascomycota; Eurotiomycetes; Eurotiales; Aspergillaceae. Gene Ontology annotation, biological process: mitochondrial translation; ribosome disassembly. Gene Ontology annotation, cellular component: mitochondrion. The transcript has a single exon.
AUGGUCGUGACUCCGUUGUUGCGCUUUCCCCCCGGGGUGCGCUGUAUGGGCUCUAAUCUAUAUAAGACGCCGAGCAAUAUUACAUGCAAACAUACAUGUUCCUCCCUCAAAGGUCUUCGGUCCAAUUACAGACAGCUCCAACGCUUUUCCACAGCAUCUGCAUGCCAGGAUGAAGCUCUGGACCGGACCCGGAACAUCGGCAUUAUCGCCCACAUCGAUGCAGGCAAGACUACCACUACGGAGCGCAUGUUAUUCUACAGUGGCUUCACACGGCGCAUUGGUGAUGUGGACGAAGGCUCAACAGUGACUGAUUUCCUUCCCGCUGAGCGCGCACGCGGUAUCACUAUCCAGUCGGCCGCCAUUACCUUCCAUUGGCCUCCUGGAGAGGUAAAUGGAGCGUCAGGCCCCCAGGCUGGGGCACAGAAUGAGCCAACUCCGCGGUCUGCUUACCCGCAUACUAUCAAUUUGAUUGAUACCCCUGGCCACGCAGACUUUACAUUCGAAGUCAUGCGGUCUCUGCGCAUUCUCGACGGCGCCGUCUGCAUAUUGGACGGUGUUGCUGGUGUCGAAGCGCAGACAGAGAAGGUUUGGAACCAGGCAAGCACAUAUCGCAUUCCUCGAGUCAUUUAUGUGAAUAAACUAGAUCGUGACGGAGCCGCAUUCGGCAGAACGGUGCGAGAAGUCAGCUCUCGCCUGGGCGUCUAUCCAGCAGUCUGCCAGAUACCGUGGUUCCAAGGAGGCAACGGCCCAUUUAUCGGGGUAGCAGAUGCAAUCCAUCUCCAAGGACUACGAUGGAAGGAAGGUGAGGAUGGCCGCGCUGUGAAAGUGGCCGACCUUCAGCAAUUAGAGGCAGAGGAGCCGGCCCUGGCCGCAGAGCUGCGGCGGGCACGAAUUGCCUUGAUCGAGCUGCUUAGUGAGCAUGACGAAGACAUUGUUGAGAAAUUCUUUGAAUGUGAAGAAGAUCAUCUCAUGGUCUCGUCAGCUGAUAUCAUUGAGAGCUUGCGCCGAUGUGUGUUGGAUCAGACGAGUCGGAUUGUCCCUCUAUUUGCAGGUGCCAGUUUCCGGAACAUGGGAGUUCAGCCGUUGAUGGAUUCUAUCGUGAAUCUUCUCCCCAGUCCACCCGAAGCUCCCGACCCAGAGGUGAGCAUUGGCGGUGUCAAAGGAGGUCUUCGGGACCUGCUGUCAGGCGACUUAAUUGUGGGGCAGAGCGAGAAGGCGUCUGCGCCAUCUAAAGGGAAGCAACCAAAGAGAAAGAACUUGGACUUGCAGACCAGCUCAAAAGAUGCGAUUAGCAAGCUUCAAAGCUGUGCGCUGGCAUUCAAAGUGGUCAACGACGCAAAGCGUGGAGUCCUAGUCUACGUACGGGUAUAUUCCGGCUCAUUGGAUCGCAACAGCCUUCUCUUCAACACAAACCUGCAGCUCUCCGAGCGCGCCCCACGUCUGCUGAAAAUGUACGCCAAUGAUGCCGUGGAAGUGGACUCGAUCCCUGCCGGGCACAUCGGAGUCGUAGUCGGGCUCAAACAAACCCGGACAGGCGAUACCCUCGUGUCCUACGCAGGGAACAAAGCCACUCCCCCCGAGCCACUUACCAGUCUCCAACUCCGACCAAUUGAUGUUCCACCACCAGUAUUCUUCACCAGCGUUGAGCCGCACAGCCUAGGCGAAGAGAAGCGCAUGAAAGAAUCACUCGCACUCCUCCUCCGUGAAGACCCCAGUCUCCACGUUAAUAUAGACGAAGAGUCAGGCCAGACGCUUCUAAGCGGCAUGGGCGAGCUGCAUCUCGAAAUUGCCCGUGAUCGACUAAUCAACGAUCUCAAAGCCAAGGCCACAAUGGGCCGCAUCGAGAUCGGCUACCGAGAAUCCGUACUCGGCACCUCCAGCCCAAUAACCAAGAUCUUCGACAAAGAGAUCGCCGGGCGGAAGGGUAAAGCAGGCUGCACAGCAGUCGCAGAGCCACUGGACGAAGACACCGAGUCCCAAGAGCGGGACGAAGCCACGAUCCUCGUCGAAACCUACGACGGCAACCAGAUCAUCGUCCGCGCCCCCGGUCUACAAGUUGAUCGCUCCUCCCGUAGCGAAGAAGAAACCAGCCCAUUCCUCCCACCAGGCAUGGACCUCGUCGCUUUCCGCACAGCGCUGCAAAACGGAGCCGUGGCGGCGCUCGCCCGCGGCCCUCAGUUCACCUUCCCAAUUCAUAAUACACGCGUCACACUAACUAUCGACCCGGCUGCCGACCUCUUCGGCAAUGAAACAACCACCUCGGCCCUCUCAUCUGCCGCACGCCAAGCCACUGCCGCCGCGCUGAAGGAUGUGCAGUUUGCCGCUGGGACAGUAAUGAUGGAGCCGGUGAUGAAUGUGAUUAUCAGCAUUGAUGAGGCGAGUCUCGGCUCCGUCGUGCACGACAUUUCCUCUUCCCGAGGUGGACAUAUUAUCUCACUCGACGAGGAGGUACCACUGUCAGGCACGGACGCGUCGCCGACUUCUGCGUCCGCACUUGAAGAAGAGGCGCUGCCGCCCAUUGAUCACAGCCGUGUUUAUGCGCCGCCGGACCCGUUCGAGACACCUUCUAUUGGCGCGGAGGUUCCUGUUGCUGCGAGUCGGCCGCGGACAAUUAUCGCAAAGGUGCCGCUUAAGGAGAUGGUUGGGUAUCUCAAGCAUUUGCGGAGUUUGACUGCUGGUCGGGGCACUUUUGUCAUGAGUGUUGACCGGUUUGAGAAAAUGUCUAGUCAGAGGCAGAAGGCCGUGCUCGCGGAGCUGAGAGGAGGAUUUUGA